AUGUCAUAUUAUUAUAUAUUUUUUAUAUUUUGUUUCAUUUUUAUUAUUAAAAAUGAAAUAAUAUUUGGUGGUCAUAAACUUAUACCUCCUGAAAUAGCAACAGAUUUAAAAAUUAAAAUUUGUUCACAUGAACGUAAUCCAUUACAGCAUGAUGUUAUGUUGUAUUUUCCUGAAGUAGUAAGAUUUUGUGCUUCAUUACACACAAAUAAAAAUAAACGAUUAUUAGAUAGAGAAAAACAAAAAACAACAUUUAUUGAACCAAAAGUUGUAAUAAAAUUCCAGGCUAUUAAUUCAACAAAUCAAUGUUCUAUAACUUUUACCGGAUAUCAAACUGAAUAUCGUUUCUCUCCAGAUUUAGGUUAUUACUCAACAUGUCAAAAAAGUAUUUCACAAUAUGUAUCUAGUUUAGUUGACAAUGAAUCACCAGUUUGGACACCUACAAAUCAUUUUUGUCCUAUUCAAGAUUUACCAAAAAAUAUUGAAGAUUAUAUAGCUUGUGAUUUAUUAACACAUAACUGGUAUCACCUAUCAUUUUUUUCAAGUAUAAGAUAUGAAACUUAUAAAAAUAGAUUAUAUCAUAAACAUUAUUCUAACUAUUCUACAAAUUAUAUUUUUAAACCAGAUUUUAUUGUCCAUAGAAAGGGUGAUGAAACAGAAUGGUUAAAAACAUUGAUAGAUUUUAAAGUAAUUCAUGAAAAUUGUUUUAUUGUAAAAUAUUUAAUUAAAAUUGAUAAAGAUUGGCCAUUAUUAAUAAAAGUAAACAUUGAAUAUCAAAUAAGACAAAAUGAAAAAAUAAAACAUUUUAAAAAAAUUACCAAUGGAAGUAUAAAACAUUGGUAUUCAGGAGAGUUUGAAAUGUUAAAAGAUCAAUGGAGACAUGAAAUUUGUAUACAAAUUUAUUGGAAAGGAUCACGAACAAAAUAUAGAUUGUGUCAGGUUAUUGCUGAUUUUAAUGAAUGCCCACCACCUCUAUUUUUACCUUCCAGUUAUACAUCAAGAAAUAUUUUUAAUUACAUAACAAUUAUUUUUUUAAUAUUUUUAUGUUUUAUUAUGAUUUAUCAUUAA
Strongyloides ratti is the source of this 1065-nucleotide messenger RNA. RefSeq lists its product as hypothetical. The transcript is spliced from 2 exons. Lineage: Eukaryota; Metazoa; Nematoda; Chromadorea; Rhabditida; Strongyloididae. The record is from RefSeq and is a predicted model, not a curated record. The coding region runs from base 1 to 1065 and encodes 354 amino acids.